Molecule: messenger RNA, 2572 nt
Organism: Archocentrus centrarchus (flier cichlid)
Lineage: Eukaryota; Metazoa; Chordata; Actinopteri; Cichliformes; Cichlidae
Product: ubiquitin-conjugating enzyme E2 G1-like
Exons: 6
Coding region: 125-634 (169 amino acids)
Source: RefSeq, a predicted model, not a curated record
ACACAGGGAAAGCAGCAGCAGGCACGGCAGCGUUAAGAUCCCAGCUCGGUUUGUUCGGCUUUAGCCCCUUUCUUCGUAAAGUGUUUGUCUACACAGAGUGCUUUUUUCCAACUGCGCGCGUACCAUGACCGAACAAUCAGCAUUACUUCUUCGAAAACAACUGGCAGAGCUCAAUAAGAACCCCGUGGAGGGCUUUUCAGCUGGUCUGAUAGAUGAUGAUGACAUAUAUAAAUGGGAAGUUGUGAUCAUUGGUCCACAAGAUACCCUUUUUGAAGGAGGGUUUUUUAAAGCAUACCUAACCUUUCCCUAUGAUUAUCCACUGCGGCCGCCAAAGAUGAAGUUCAUCACUGAAAUCUGGCAUCCAAAUGUUGCAAAGAACGGCGAUGUUUGCAUCUCAAUUCUGCACGAGCCAGGAGAAGAUAAGUUUGGUUAUGAAAAGCCUGAGGAGCGCUGGCUUCCGAUUCACACAGUAGAGACAAUCAUGAUUAGCGUUAUCUCCAUGCUCGCAGACCCCAACAGCGAUUCACCAGCUAAUGUGGAUGCUGCAAAAGAGUGGAGGGAGGACCCUAAUGGAGAAUUUAAGAGGAAGGUGGCUCGCUGUGUAAGAAAAAGUCAAGAGAUGGCAUUUGAUUAGGAGUCAGCUGUAAAUUCCAGGUUAAAGGAAAUGCCUUCAGAGGGAAAAAUUCAGCAAAAGGCUUUUGCACCCCUUGUUUUGCCAGUCAAAGGAAUUGGUUGGCUUCAACCACGUUUUUUGUGAACGGUUGUCAAUUUCCGCCAGACGAACCAAUUUGAGAAACCUACCAGCAAAAUUAACCUGUUUCUUACCUGGAAUUGUAUAUUUAAUUUAAUUUAUUUUGAAAAAAAAAAUAAUGAUGUAAGAUAUGUCACUACUGUAAAUUAACUUGCUUUUUUUAUCUGCUGCUGAACAGUUUCUACUUUAUACCAGGUUUCUUAUGCAAUUUAGUGGUCAAGAUUGUGUAAAGCAAAACGAAAGCCUGUCAUUAGGUCAUCACUUGUCCUCCCUGCUGCAUUCUGAAAUAGAUUAAUGUCAGCCCUGUCCGUAGAUGUGAUUAUUUUCAACACUGUCAUUGAAUCACUGUUGCCUUCUGUUGGCUUCACGUCUUCACAGUUUGCCUGUCGUUUAGAGGGACAGGUUGAGAACUACUUAUGUUCUUUACAUUUUCUGAGAAAAAGCCUUCUGUUAGCAUUUUCUUUUAGCAUCAGUGCAUCUAAGAGUUUCAAAACCAUGACUCUCAACCUGCAUGAUCCCCUCAAACAGCUCUGUUAUGUAUUGUUUUUAGCUGUGGAUGCAAAUGGAAUGGCUUACUCAGCAACUUGAGAGUUAUUGUUUUAUUAAUAUUAGACUCACACAAGCAUAGCUUAUGGUAACAGGAGGUUAGUGCCAACUUCUCAGGAUCAUACUUUACUAGGGUCUCGAUUAACAAGCGGUAAGAUCAGCUUAAUGCUCCAGAUUGUUCAAUUUAACAUGUCUUUCCUCCCCUGUCAACAAAGAAGUCUGAUACUUAUCACUUAAUCUAAGCUAUUGAAAAUCCCGGACAAGCAAAUGCAGACUGUGAAAAUAGCCUAAGCUGUGAUUAUUCUGCAUGUGGACUGGUUAACUGGCGUCUGAGCUUACCUCAGUUUAAACAGAUAGCAUAUUUGACCAGGUUUGUGGUUGAGUUCUUAAUCUGUUGGGGAACACGGGGGAUUUUAAAGGCUCCAUUGUAGAGUUAGGCUAGUUAUUCUUACUUUGUCUGUCGUGGCACAUUUGGCUUCCAAUUAGUGCUUCAUAUUCACUCGCAGGCUUAGACUCUUCAGGACUUUGGCUAGUAUGUUGGAUAGUGCUCUUCUGUGAACAUCUUGAGUUCUGAUUGGUACAUACAUCAUUAGCAUAUUUAUCACCUUUACACAAUUACUAAAUCUGGGUUGUGAUCCUUGACAGAGACUUAACUCACCACUUAGGAAAGAAUAAUUAAGUGGGGACUGAACACAAUCCUGCAUUUAGGUUUUAUUUUUACAAACACACACAGGCGUGUUUGGGUGGAGUCUGGAAACCAUUGGCUUUUGUUCACCUCAUCGAUGUUGUUGCUGAAUAUUAAGCCAUGAUGACGUGAAAUUUGUAUAACGUAUUGAUCUGUGACUGACACUGAAACAUAGCUAUAUCCAUCUUUUGGCGCAUGCAAUCAGGUUUGAGGGCGUUGGGGUGAGUUUAAAUAGGAUACCAUUGGUAGUACAUUCUGGGUGAAUGUGACAUGUACAGUUGGUAGAUUUCUGUAGACUUGAUAAUCACAUAACUGCUGUUGACAUUACCUUUUUAAGUCUGAAUUUUCUAACCUACCAUGACCUCCUCUGACCGGUGUUCACUGUAUUUGCACAGAUUCAGUGCGUUUGAAAUGUCAUUAAGCAAUAUGCUCUGAAAAUGGUGUGUCCAGGUAAUCCACCCUAACACCAUUCUUUUUUUUUUCUUUUUUUUUCUUUUGUUAGUAUGUUUUUUGUUUUUUUGUUUGUUUUUCCAUUUUGUGUCAAUGCAAUGUAUAUUGGACAUGAUGCUCAAUAAAGUGUGUAAACAGAA